Podarcis muralis (Common wall lizard) is the source of this 1289-nucleotide messenger RNA. The record is from RefSeq and is a predicted model, not a curated record. Lineage: Eukaryota; Metazoa; Chordata; Lepidosauria; Squamata; Lacertidae.
UCUUAUAGAGCAAAAAAUAAGGUGGUUCAUCUUCUUUUUAUCUGGCGCUGAGCCCACAGAGUAGAUGAACUGGAAACCUUGAAGUAUGGCAAGUGAUACUGAUGUGUGCUUUCUCUGCCCUUUAGGCAAUGGGCUCCUAGGCACCCUCUGCCUCUGUGCCAUGAAAGGAAGGAGAUGGAAGCCCACUUUGCUGCGUCUGAGGCAGGGGGCAGAAGUGGGCACCCAGGAAGCACAGGUGGAAGGCUCCAGCCGCUGCCGGCUCACCUCCACGCCCGACAGCGAAGGUGAGGUUGGUCUCCUGAAAAGGGAACUGGAGAAGCUGGGGGACUUGAGCUACGCGACAGGUGACUCUCACCUGGCGAGAGAUUCUCCAAUGAAGGGCGAGAGCAUCUUUCUGGAGGAAGGCACAAUUCAUCCUGCAACGGGCUGGAAGCCUCAGAGAAGCUAUUCCCCUCACCCUAUGAGCCUUCGGCGCCAAAGUCUGACUCGCUCCAGCAGGCAUGAGGCCGCUUUGGAGAAAUUCCCCCACCACCGCCUGGACUCAGCCUUCAACUUUCCCAUCUCAAGGACCAGUUCCCCAAACGAGUCCAUGGCCAGCGAUGUGUCCAACUCCUCCCUGACUCCACGCCCACCCUGCCAAGGAGUCACCAGGACCGGACAUCAGUGCAGGAAGAAGGCUGUACCAGGCCACGUCUUCUGCCACGUCCAUGCUUCUGGUCAGUCCUCCUACACCAGCCAAUCGGGUGCCUGCUUUUAAGGUUCCCAACGGAUGGAUGCUGAGACUCAGCAGAGAUGCUGCUUGUGGGCUCGCGGCUCAGGUACCACCAUUCCUGGUGCUCAAUUUUUGACGAGGGAGGGCCUUCUUUCUAAAAUUACACUUGUUUGCGCUUCUGAAGCUGAACGAACGACAAUCUGAUGUCCCUCUGGAUCCGACUCAACUUGCCCAAGAGAAAACUGGCAUCUGAAGCCCUGCAGAUUAAGAGCACAAACUCCUUCUGUUCUGACUCGUCGGCCUGUGUUGGAGCGUGGCUGGAAGGCAAAGCAUUUUAAGGCCAUAGCCACCACCAACUCUUUUCAAAAAUGCAGAUCUAAUUGUGCGUGUUGUCCAUCUCUUAGUUCCCACGAUGGUCGUGCUGAACCCCUAAGAACAAUUUUGUCUACUGCCUCGAUCGCAGGUGCUUCUGCAAGGACUUUGAGUGCAAAGGUUUCGCAGACAAUCCAUGUUUCUGCACCAAUUUAUUUUAUGUGAAAGUUGCCAGGUUUACGUUUAAUAAAUGUUUUGACCAAUA